Molecule: messenger RNA, 525 nt
Organism: Parascedosporium putredinis
Lineage: Eukaryota; Fungi; Ascomycota; Sordariomycetes; Microascales; Microascaceae
Source: the annotation of a GenBank genome assembly
AUGCUUUUCAGACCAGCACCGCCGCUCUCGCCCACCCAAGCCGUUGGCUUCUGCCUGCCCGAUCCAGCGGCGUACUCUUCCUUUACGCCGUUCCUGCUCGCCGCGCGAUCUGUCGUCCCUUCGUUCGACGCCGCAUUCGGCAUCUCGGACAUGGAGACGCUCCUCGCCGGCACCUUUGACCACGCGGGGACCGACGACUCGCAGGCGCCGGCGUGCCGCGAUGCCGAAAACGACGUGCUCAUGCACGGGUACGCGUGCGGGUGCUGCACCGAUGACGCGCCCUUUUUCCGGGAGUGCGGGGCCACGCCCUGGCUCUUACGUUUGGAGCCGCCUGUGGAGCGACCCGGCAUCCAGAGUGCUGCUGGGAAAAGCGGUGAACCGGGUGUUGGCGGCGCGUUUGAGGAGAGCGGCGGGGCGCCGCAGCUGGCGUGGAAUGGGGCCCAAGGCACCAGGCGGGUGAAGGGAGAUGGGCUCUGGGGUGGGAUCAACGUCGAUGCUGCACUCGAUGCGCUGGUUGGGAGCUGA